Molecule: messenger RNA, 9583 nt
Organism: Panthera uncia (snow leopard)
Lineage: Eukaryota; Metazoa; Chordata; Mammalia; Carnivora; Felidae
Gene: IFNAR2
Product: interferon alpha and beta receptor subunit 2
Exons: 9
Coding region: 6923-8482 (519 amino acids)
Molecular function (GO): interleukin-22 receptor activity; protein binding
Source: RefSeq, a predicted model, not a curated record
CCCGGCUCCCCCCCCCCCCAGCCCCCCGCCGCCGCGCAGGGCGUGCCAGGCCCCGGCCGCUGUGCCCCGCGUCGUCUGUUCCUCGCCGCCCCCGGGAGCCUUCUUUCUUUGCACCCGGCCCUGCGCCCCACUUUCCCACCAACGGCGCCGGGGACACCGGGGCACUCGCGGCUGCAAGAUGUGAGCCGUGGUGAAGUGUGAGGGUCACACGCCUCAAGAUCCACCGGCCUUGCGAAACUGGGCUACCCUCUCGGGCCUCGAGUUCCAUCCCCCACCCCCCCAAGAGAACCCCUGGAAUUAACCAGCCUUUGUGGCCUAGCGGGAGAGGGUCACCGAGGGGCGACGGGGGUGGCGUGUCCGGCGCCCUUCGAGACUCACCGCUUGGAAGCUGGGAGGAGGAGAGGGCGGGGAGACAGAGGAGCGGGCUCGCUGCGGGGGGUGGGGAGGGGCCGGGGAAUUAGGGGAACCCGGUUCGAAUCGAUACUGGAGUUCAACCCGGAGAGAUCAGCCAGUUCUGUGCAGUUAGAAGUUCGAUUCCUCAACACGCUUAGGAGGUGAGCGGCGGCGUUGUUGAAAGACUCUAGACACCCCGCCUCAUUUUUUUUUUUUUUUUUCUUUUAGUAUUUGUUUGAUGUCCUUGCUUUUGUUUGGGAAGAGGUCUUAGAAGCUAGUAUGACGCGCCAGAGGGCUCUGAUCGGAGCCAGACGAGCCCGCGGGGAGGUGCAGACUCCGGGAGCCCUGGAGGCGUCCUACUGACUGUCCCCCGGGGACUAAGACCCUCAGGCCGCCCCCUGCCCCACACCUUGGCGAGGUUUCUAAGCACCCUCCCCCGCCCCCCCCCCCGCCACGAACUGUUCGGGUUUGGGGAGCAAAGGGGUUCAGAAGGGGAAGCCACACCAAGAUGGGCUCUGAAGAAAACAUCUUUUAAAAUUUCCUAGCAAUAUGCGCACGUUGAUAAAGUUUGACCCGUUUGUUCCAGGAAAUGGCUUGAACUUUUUAAGUUCUGUAGUGCACAAGCUGGUUUUUCAUUUUAAAUUAUCAAAAAUCUGCACGGCCCUUUUGGUCUUAGCUGUGUUUCCUCUCAAAUUCCUCCUGUAUUUAUUUAAAAAGUUAAAAUGUGCCCGAAAUUGGGUUCCUGGUGCUUUGUCUAAAAACAUUUUAGGAGAAGCACAGCCCCACAAGUAGUCUUAGAAGUGAAACUUUUUUUUUUUUAAAUGGCUGUUCGUUUUUAGAGAGAGAGCGCACGCGGGCACAAGUGGGGGAGGGGGAGAGAGAGAGAGGGAGACACAGAAUCCAAAGCAGGCUUCAGGCUCUGAGCCGUCAGCAGAGAGCCCCACGCGAGGCCCGAACUCACUAACGGUGAGAUCAUGACCUGAGCCCAAGUUAGGCUUACCCGACUGAGCCACCCAGACGCCCCUAGAAGUGAAACUUACCUCAUCCCUCCUACUUGCACACAGAGCCCUGGUGAACUCAUUUUCCCAUUAUAUUGAUAAACCCUCGACCUAUUAAAGAACCAGCGGCAUAUAUAUUCUUGGCUACCAGUCAUCCUAUUUUACUAAACCUAAAUGCCACUGAGUAUAGGAUGCGCUUUUAUGUAACCAAGUAAGAAAAAAAAAAAAAAAACAUGCAUUCUGAUUUCGGAGGGGUUUGGAUGUCAGAAAGAAAUGCACAUUUUAUAAUCUGUAAAAGGUAAUCUGCACGAAAGCAGAGCCUGACAGUACUUUCCCUGAGGAUUCUUCAUUCCUAACGAGAAUGAAACCUCCGAGACAUUCAUGACUCCCUGACGACCAAUGAUAUGCCAGGCGUCAGGCCAGAUAGAAGAAAAGACCGUUAUGUUCUCCACCAGGGGACUGGAGGCAGCAAGUUCCUUGAGGGCUGUCUGUCUGUCUGUCUGCAUGUUCUAAAUGGCACACGAUCUGGGAAGAAUAAGAGAACAGUAGUUCCCUGGGAGAGCAGGUGGGCUUUAGUAACAGUCAUGAGAAGUCCAAAGAAGAGAAAAGAGAGAGAGAAAUGUAGAAGGGAGCAGUUGAGAGCCACUGAACAUUGUCUCUGGAGCCAGCAGGAAAACGAGGGCACUUAGUUUCCCCAUAAGCCAGGGUACAUAGGAGAGAGACGCUUAAACAUCAUUCUUGUUCUAAUGCUGAGGGUUUAAAAAAAAAUUUUUUUUUUAAUUUGAAUGUACCCAUCCACCAGAAACUUUCCUGGUAAGUCAACAACAAUCUUAAAAAGGCUCCCUAAUACACAGGAAAGAAGCAAACAGGGCCUUCUGAGCAAGGGGCAGUGGUCAGAGGCAGUGAGAUGGGGAUUGUCAGCUAGGGGAGGGGGUCUCGGAGAAAGGCAGUGCCAGAAGCAAAACCAUUCCGAGGACCCCGUGGUUGGCCCCGCCUCACCUCCCCAUCCCCCCACCCCCACCAGAGGGAGGCCCUACCUCACCUCCCCCAUCCCAGCGUCAGGCCUUGGGGCUCUAGAAACUGCCCGGUCUUUACAGAACAAACUCGAAUCUGGUGUGGAAGGCAAGGAGGUUAAAAUUUCAGUCCACUCUAUCACAGUAACCGAUGACAAAGCCAUCUAAGUACCAGCAAGGUGAACAGAAGUGGGGUGUAGUGGCUGGAUAAAAAGGAAGGGAAAAACAAAAACAAAAACAAAAACAUAGCCCGCAAGGAGUCUUACUAAAAAAAUAAUAUUACUCCUAGAUUGGUAGAAAAUUGUUUCCAAUAGCCUUAUAUCCUACGAGUUGGUAAAAAUACGAAUUCAGUAAAAUAAACUCAAAGGUUAGAAUAUUUUAAAAUGUGAUGGAGACGGAGUUGCAAACUUAAGCAGAUAAUUUGAGCACCCUAGAAACAUAAUUGCAGAAGAAAUAAGAAGAAAGAACAGGAUACUUUUGAAAGUAAAGACAUUUUUAAUAGAGGAAAGGUUUGAUUUAAGCCCAAUGAAUGCAAAUGAAAAGAAAAAGAAAGAUCAAGUCAAUUAGGAAGAAUCUCCAUGUGGAAAUAAAAAAAAAGCACAGUCAAACAUUAGGAUAAUUGGGAUCCCUGUCAUACAGAACCCAGCAAAUGGGACAGAAGAUGCAAAUAAAAGUAAGUUAAAAGAACUUUUCUUGAAAUGAAGAAAAAAUGGCCUGUAGGUCAAAAGAACAUUUUUUCAGGAAAUUGCCAUUUUCCAAAUAUUCAUAUGGGAAUGCUGAGCCCCAAGAUAUCUUUAGUGAUUUCAAUUAAAAAAAAAAAAAGAAUUCUUUUAGGAAUCCAGGAAGAAAAAGUAAAUAAAAGAAGGGCAAGCCAAAUCAAGCUGGCCUCAGACGUUCUAGUGCUAAAUUCCAGAAUAUGAUGGUUCUGAGAGAAACAUUCUAAAUGGAGGAGACUGUCCCCAGGAGGGUAUUUCAUCCAGCUUAGAUGUCACUCAAGGUAAUCAAUAGGCAGGCCUUCUCAAAUAUAAAAGAGCAAAGGGAAUUCAAGACCCAGUGAGCUCUCUUUGGGGGAGGGAGGGACUACUGGAUUAGAAAAAUCCAGCAAAUAACAAGUUAAGAAAUAAAUCAAACUAAAGACCCCAGACCUAGAGAACUCACACUCAAAAGGACUGUUGGUGAGUAUUGAUCUAAAUGUAGAAUUAAUACCAGACAUGUUUGGAAAUUGUAGGUAGAAAAAAAUGUGAUCGUUAUAUAAAUCUAGACACAAAAAACAAUAAAGCAAAAAAAAAAAAAUAACAAUAGGAAUAAGGAAAUAGGGGAGGCAGAUGGGAGGAAAAAAGAGAGUAGCAACAUUCUCAUCUUUGAAAGCACGGAUCAAUAAAUACGGUUUAAUAGUAAACAGUGCUGGGGGCGCCUGGGUGACUCAGUUAAGCAUUUGACUUCAGCGCAGGUCAUGAUCUCACAGUUUGUGAGUUCAAGCCCCACAUGAGGCUCUGUGCUGACAGCUCAGAGCCUGGAGCCUGCUUUGGAUUCUGUGUCUCCUCUCUCUGCCCUUGCCUGCUCGCGCUCUGUCUCUCUCUCUCAAAAAUAAAUAAGGAUUUUUUUAAAAUAAAAAAACAUAGUAAGCAGUGCUGGGAACAUAUGCUAUCCUAACUUCCCAAUGUCUUCCAUAACUGUUUUUUCUAAACCUUAGAAGAAUAUUUUAGGAAAUUACUCUGUCUUACAGAAGAGAAUAAUUUAAAUUUCAACCAUCCCUUCGGUCUUUCCUUCAGUUUUGUUCCAAGUACAAUUAAAUUUAGACAGAAAUGUGUGUGUGUGUGUGUGUGUGUGCGCCCACACACGCACAUGCGCAUAGAAAGAUGUCUGGGAUUAUGUUCACCUAAACUUAAUGAUGGAAACAUCUGGAUGCUGGAAUUUGCACUUUCAUACAUUAUUUUUAAUGUUUCUUAAUGAGCACAGAAAAGAAAUUUUACAGAAACAAGAAAGACGUUUGAAAAAUAAACUGGAAACCAACAUGCCAAGAUGCUAACAGUGGUUCAUGCUGGGUGGUAGAAAUAAGGAUGAUUCUUACUUUCUUCUUUGUGCUUUUUUGGGGUUUUUUCCCCCUGAUUUCCAGGAAGAAAUUAUGUAAUUGUGUUUGCGUAGUAUUUCUGAAUUCAGUUCAUUCAUGACUCCCUGACGACCAAUGAUAUACCAGGCGUCAGGCCAGAUAGAAGAAAAGACCGUUAUGUUCUCCUUCAGGAGACUGAGGCAGCAAGUUCCGUGGGAGCUGUCUGUCUGUCUGUCUGUCUCUGCCUAGGAGGAGCUGGAAUUCAGAGAAGGGGCCCUGGAAAUCAGCAGUGUUUGUUGACAUGUCAGAGGCAAGGGUUGCUCUGGGCGAGCCGCACCCAGAGCUGGCUUGCAGGGGACAGUGAUUUCCAGGGAAACCUAGAAAGGCUCAUGACAGCCUUGAAUUCAACCUGCGACACUUGCUUGAUGCCUUGUUAGGUGACAGUGAGCUACAGACGGGGCUGACCACAGAAUUUGCAGGGGCCAGAGCAAAAUAAAAAUGCAGGGCCCACGUGUUUAAAAAGCAAGAAGGCAUCACUGAAGGCAUUAAAAUACAAAGCUUUUUCUUUUCUUCCACCUUCUCUGUCUCUCAACUGGUCACUUUGGUAUUUGCCAUUUAAAUGUCGUCCUGAGUAAAAAAAUAAAUAAAAUUUGAAAUUAUCAGCAGGAGCUUCAACCUUUCUGCUUUGUAUGGUGCAAACGCACAGAUCUAAAUGCAAACGUAAGCGCAUUUAGUUCAUGUGGGGAGUCACCGAAUUACACAAUUGGCAACUCAAGCACAUUUUGAGAGGGUACCUCGAACUAGCCAGGAGAAGCAAACUCAAGCCAGACGAGGGAGGGUGGCAAGGAGAAGAGAGGUCCCCCCCAGGCACACAGCCCAAGAAGCAUUCCCUGGGUUACCGUCAGGGCCAGUGAGGCUCCCUGCAGGUGCCCGAUGCCACUCUGCCCCUUGCGACUCUGGGCCCACAUGCACUUGGGCCUGAACGUUGCCAGGAUCGCUCUCUGCUACCCGCCCUGCACUCCAGCCUGGGGUGGGCUCUGGGAAGUCCAGCCCUGAAUCUCUCCUUCCCAAGGACCUGCUAUCUCAACCCAUAGCUCACUGGCAAUGCCCAAAGGUCUUUAAACCUCUGCCCCUGGACAUGCUAGGUACCUGAUCAAGGCUGACCUAGAUGCUUACCACCCCCAGUCCAGCUAGUCGCCCCCCCCCCCCACCGCCCUGGGCAAAGCAGGGCCCUGCCAGCCUGGCGCAGGAGCAAAUUCCACUCUGCCUGGCCCCUUCUCUGUCUGCUUACACACCAGGAGGGCGUCAGUGCAACGUGGGACUUUCCAACAGUGUGACCCAGCUGCCACCCCACACGAAGGGCAUCAAUGGUGCCCAGCGUCCAGAGGCGGCGGGGGGCAGGGGGUGAGACCAAGCGUGAGCUGAGACUACAAACUCACCAUGUGUCCAAUGGCCCAUCAGACUUCACUACCAAAACAUAAGUUCAACGCUACAAUUAUUAAGAAUUUCAAGGCAGCCAUUGGAGAGCAGUAAACCGAGGGUGGACCCUUUUUCGUGUAGGACCUGGGCACAGAGAUGGGGGAAGAGCAAAGCCAGCCCUUCCUAAUGGCAACAGCUUUGCUCUAGAAAGCUGAUUUGUAGUCAGGGAGAGGUUUAAGGCACCUCAUUAACAACCCCAGACAGGAUGCCAAGACAGGAAAUGAGAUUUUCCAAGCAAGCAGGAAAUCUAGUUACUAGUCAUUGGGUUCGAAGUAGAGUAUGGGUCAUCAGGAAUAAAGGGGAGGUGACAUCCCCUGGCCCACAGGGGGUGAGGACUUCUAAUUGUGUAAUUGUGUGUGUGUGUGUGUGUGUCUCAGCCAUUGAAUAAACCCGAAUGUUCCACAGAUGUAGAACAAAGGUGAAGACGUACCGUCAGGCAAAGACAGAGGGUUGAGAAGCCGCAGGGCAGAUGUUCAAGUGUAAGGGAGUCCCGUCCCCCCCCCCCACACCCCCCUGUGGCAUUCUACACUCUAGCUGCGGCCAGCUUCUAGGGAGUGUCCACAGCCCUGCAGGCCCUCCUUCGGGGAGUAAUGGUGGGAGAUGACGUCUUGUGUCUCAAAGAUCCCUGUAGACACUCUAAACGGGUGCAGUCUUGUGGGACAGGUUGUAAGCAGAGGAGCCUAGAUAGCUCAUGGGUGGGGGAGUCUGCAGCAGGGAAGGCAUCUUUGACUUGGAAUCUCUCGGAUUCCUGUAGAAUACCCGGAUGGGACCUGUUACCUCAUAGUCGAGAGGACUUUUUCAUGUUUUGAGCUUGAACUCAGGUCUGCCGCCCCGUGGCCCUUUUCCAGUUUCAGCACGGGGGCUUGAUGCCUGCUACAAGUGUUGGGAGGACAGGACACCCAGAACCUAUGGGGCGCAGUUGCUUGGAUGGAGACAAAAGCCCUGAGGCAGAGAAGAUGUGAAAGGAAAGAAAAGACUUGAUACCAAAGAUGCUUUGGAGCCAGAAUACUUCCUGGAUUAGACCCCGUGAUUUGUAUCCCGUGGUGUAUAUCGGCCUCAUGGUUGGUGUGGUAUCGGCAUGGCCUGAUUUGUCAGACGAAUCUUGCACUUUAAAGGUGACAUUUCGCAGCUUCCGGCUUAUCUUGUCAUGGGAAUUAAAAAACCAUUCGAUUGCACCAACUCACUAUACAUUAUGGUACACAGUCAUGAGUAAACCAGACGAUAUGAAGAUCGUGGAGCACUGUUCAAAUAUCACAGCAUCAUUUUGCGACCUAACCGAUGUGUGGGAAGUCCUGCCAGAGACAUACAUCCCCAGAGUUGAUGGAUUCAGAGGAAACACAAUGCUGGUCAGCUGUAUCAGCGAUUUCUUCCUGGCAACACACGUGUCUUUGGAACCACCGGACUUUGAUAUUGUUGGCUCUACCAACCACAUCAACGUAAUAGUGAAAUUUCCACCAGUCAUUCCCAAGAUACUGAAUGGCGAGAUCUUACAGUAUUACUUACCGCUCGUCAUCGAAGAACAGUCAGGGAAGAUUGUUAAGAAGCAUCACCCCAAGCUAAAUGGAAACAUCAUUGGAAAUGUCACUUAUGUCAUCGACAAGCUGAUUCCAAACACAAACUACUGUGUAUCUGUCUAUUUUAAGUCUAAAGAUAUGGGAGCAAUAAAUAGAUCUCCAGUCAAAUGUACCUUCCUUCAACCUGGACAGGAAACAGAGUCAUCAGAAUCCGCCAAAAUAGGAGGAAUAAUUGUUAUGUUUUUAAUAGCAGCUGUCUUCAUAAGCACCAUAUUAAUACUGAAACGGGUUGGUUAUAUAUGCUUAAGAAAUGAUUUCCCCAAAGUUUUGAAUUUUAAUAACUUGUCAUCCUGGGUCUUUCUUGAGAGGCCACCCUUGGAAACAGUGGCUUUCGUGGAGGUGAUUCACGUUAACAGGAAGAAGAAAGUGUGGGAUUACAAUUACGACGAUGAGAGCGACAGCAAUGAGGAGGUGGCCCCUCCAGUAAGUGGAGGUGGUUAUACUAUGCACGGGCUAACGGGCAGGCUUCUGGGUCCGGCCUCCGCCUCCUCGGCCACCUUGGAAGAUUGCAUCCAGCCGGACGCUGAGGAACCGGAUCAAUCCGAACCUGAGGCUGACACCGAGCGCCUGAUGACAGCGUGGCCCAGCCCCGAGCAGUCGGAAUGCUGCAAGAGUGGGGCCUACAAGGAGAGAGGGAGGCUGCCACAGGACCCCGUCUCCGAGGAUGAUGACAGCUCCACCGAGGAGUCUGGGGACAAAAUUACCUUCAAUGUAAAUUUAAACUCUGUGUUUGUGAGGAUCCCCGAUGACGACUCAGAAGUACCCCCGACGUCACCAUCUUUUCUAGAAGAGACAGCCAACCUAGAGGAUUCAGAUGAAACGGAAAUAAGCUUUCUGGCAGCCAGUGGGGAAGGGACACAGCCACCCUUCGCCAGCCCCUCUGCAGAGUGCCCGUGGCCUGAAGACGCUCUUUCUGACAAAAGUGACAGUUCCGAGUCAGAUGCGGACAUCAGAGAUGGUUAUAUAAUGAGAUGAUCCCAAGAAUAGUUAAUUAACAAGGACCGAUGAGGUUCUCCCUCCGCGUACGGUCACCAGCCCCUCCGGGGCCUGCCAGCGAUGUCGGAGGGAAGGUGCUGGAGACUGCAGUCUGCUGGGUGAUUCCUGGUGACGUCAUCUAUGCAGAUUCCCAGGACGGCCACAAGGGACCCUCCUAUCCUGCAGUGUAUUGUUUACAUGUCCCAAGGGAUGCACUUUGAAGGAAAGUGUCCUGUCCAUUUCCUUCACCCUCCCGCAUUUAUAAUGGUUCUGCAUCCUGUCUCCCAGAGUAAGGAGCAGGGUCCCCUGCAUCUUUCGUGGGUGGUCCAGGACCCUGCAAGUUAAUGAAAUUAGCCAGGGUGGGAGUGGAGAGUGAAAAGGAAGACACUCAGCAGGGCUCCUAGCAGGUACAGUCAGCAGUGGUGGGUCCAGCAGGCUUAAGGAAGGGGCCAGCAGGGAAGAAGCAGGAAGGGAAGGCCACCAGAAGGAAAGAAAGGGGACCCACAAAGAAACAGAAGCACGGGUUCCGAGUUGGAAGUCGGGAAAGUGGAGCCCAGUCUUGGGCUCCUCCCCGACGUCACAUUCUGUCACCUACACUCAGAAUUCAGCUCUCCUCAAUUUGAAUGAGGAGGACACAUUCGCACACAGAAAUAACUCUAGUGUCAGGCAGGUGACUACUAGGAAAUAUUUGCCUGAGGGAGAGGGAUAGAAUCUCAGUGCCAAAUUUUAAGAUUAAAAAAAAAAAAAAAAAGCGAGAGAACAAAUGCAAAAUCGUUUCAAGGUCUUCAGAGGAAAUAAGGUAUGAAAGAAAAUUCCUGGAGGUCCUACUUAGCAAUUUAAGAAGAGCUGUGUGUACUGAUUCCAACUGUCCUAUGUGUGACCACAGUUCCUGUGGAAGGAGGGGGGGGGGCAGGGGAAGAGAAGUUCUAGAACAUCAUGUAGCGAACAGUACAAGAACUAGGACUCCGAGGUCUGACGCUGCUAUUUCACUGUGUGACCCCAGGUACUUUGCUGAGCCUCUCUGAGCCUCAGUUUCUUCAUUUAGGAAAUAAGGGGAUUGGACUAGGUAAUCUCCAAGAUCCUGUGGUGCUAGGAGAAAUA